Molecule: messenger RNA, 4707 nt
Organism: Girardinichthys multiradiatus
Lineage: Eukaryota; Metazoa; Chordata; Actinopteri; Cyprinodontiformes; Goodeidae
Gene: krr1
Product: KRR1 small subunit processome component homolog
Exons: 27
Coding region: 91-4101 (1336 amino acids)
Cellular component (GO): small-subunit processome; nucleolus
Molecular function (GO): RNA binding; calcium ion binding; protein binding
Source: RefSeq, a predicted model, not a curated record
AGGGAUGGUUCUGCACACCUGCCUCUUAUUAGCAGCCCUACAUGCUUCUCAGUUUGCUAAACACAACAUACUUGACAGGAAGAGAAAAAAAUGAACUCAUUAGAAUACUCCUUUGUCUUUUUUAUUUUGGUGCCUCAUUCGUUUGGAAGAUGCUACGAUAUGUUCUUCUCAAUAUGUUGGCUGGACAAGGAGGACGCUUUAAAUGGGCUAAAUGGAAACUUGUGGCUAAAUGGCACGUCCUUGAACUCCAUUGGAAAAGUGGGACGAGUUACCUCUGUAACGGUGUCUCCGGUUGUAGAAAACAAGGUUGCACUGCAGUAUGGUGGCAUUGCCCAGAGAUGGACCUUAACAAUCAGCCCACGUACGAAGGUGAUCAAAAUCACAGGCAGACACAAACCCUUAGAGCAUCCAACAAAUGCAACAAAGGGCUUUCUGGAGUUGCUUGAUCCCACUGAGGUGUUUGCGUGUGAACGUGGUGCAAUGUUCCUCCACCAGGAUGAGAACUUCUUCCUAGCUGUUGGUCAUACAUUGCGUUUCCCCAUCAAACUGGAGUCCAGGAGUCCCUCCAUGUUACUGGUGUCCUGGUUGGUGAACGAUCCAGAAAAUGUCUAUGCUCACAUGGUGACCCUUUACCACAUUGAAAUGGGAUCCUACAGCUCUUUCGCAGAGGACACCACCACCCUGGACCACUACCGCUUCACUGCCUUGGACCCAUGCAGCCGCUACAUGGUCUGUGUGGAAAUUGCAAACACUCACUCCUUCACAUGUCUCUCUACUAUUUCAGAGCCAGAUAUUCCAAAGCAUUUUGAAGUGACGUCAUGGAACAGCAGCAGCAUAUCCUUGGCAUGGGACUGCCCAGAAAACCUGAAGUACUCCCUCUUCCUCCUUACGAUCUUCUACCUUAAUGGUACAGACCAUAUCACAGAGGAGGCAGAGCUGUGGCUGGCCGAUGACAGCUUUACAUUCACCAUGUCUGACCUGCCACCCUGUGUCAGGCUCAGGUUUGGCCUGCAGACGGUUUGCCAGUCAGGGUUGGAGUCCCGCUACAGCAGAAUGGCUUUGCAUAAAGGAAACUCUGACUUCUCCAACAUUUACUUGUUGCGUCAGACUUCGUUUGGGCCCAACAAUUACACACUGAACUGGGAGGUAAAGAACACCUCAUCCAUAUCUGUGUUUAGAGUUUACCAUGAGGGGGCGCUGCAUGGCACCACACUCCUGACCACACACACUGUGGCAGGUCUGCUGCCAUGCCAAAAGUACCAAGCCAAGGUGGCGGCAGUGUGUGGUGACAAUGUGCUCAUGAGUGCCAGGACAGUCACAGCUCAAACAGGAACUCGUGGUGUGUCUGAGCUCAGGUACCGUUCCAGUGAUUCCACGGCUCUGUGGACACCCAGCCUCACUCAUCAGCAAGUUGUGGCCUACAUGUACGAGCUCUCCCUGGGGAACGGCUCCAUCAUUGAGAGCAGCAGUGUGUCCAACACUGAGCUGCCGCUUCCAAGUUUGGAGGUGGGAAAAUCCUACGUCCUGGACGUGUGGGAGGAGUGUGACAGCCUGUGGGGGUCUGAACCGUCUCAUUUGAAUUUUGAAGGAGCUAAUUCAACUUUCAAGAUUGAUGUGCGGGCCAUUCAAUCUCCUCAGAGCGAAGGGCUGCAGGUUGAUUUCGACAACAUUGGUCUCAGAAUGGUUGUGCCCUGGUCUCUGCCAGAUGAUCUACAGGAUGACUUGUCAGGAUCUACAGACAAACUGGAUCAGAUUUUUAAAGCUAAGCUGGAGGAACUGUUAAAGGGCUUUGAUCAGCCGGUCCGCAUUGAGCUGGAUGGUUUGGUACCCGCAGAUGAACCAGGAAGGACAGUUGUUGUGUUUAAGUCCUUUGAUGCCUCCAACCCCCAGGAAAACAUCCCCUUACCAGUUGAUGAUCAGCUCAGUUACAUUAGCUCUCUUAAUAGGUCUGAGAUCAGUGUUAAGAAUGGGGUCAUUUACUGGGACGGUCCAAACUUGUGUGCUUUUAAGCAAGCUUUCUGUCCCCGUAAGUCUUUGUGCAUCAACACUCUGGGCUCAUACUUAUGCGUUUGCCAGGACGGUUACUAUGAUGUCAGCUCUUUCAUAGAUAUGCCUGCAGCUUCACAUCCAGUAUGCAAAGAUAAAGGACUCUUCAGCCAAUGUCUGGAUGAUGUGAUGAGGGGUGGAAUAGCAAAGGCCUACUUGACUUCUCUUUUCGGGGGAAAGGUUGAGGUGAAACUGAACGAUGGCCAGUGCCCUGUAAAGGAGACGGAUGUUUUGUACUACUUCCACACCUCACGAAACCCUCCAGAGUGUGGAAUAGAGAAAAAGGUGAACAAAACCCACAUCGUGCUCCAAAAUUCUCUAAGCAUCAGUCUGACUAGAAAGCACACCAUCAGCCGGCAGGAUCUCAAGGUGGUCUGGAAGUGCAUCUACCCAAGAUAUUAUGUCCGAAACACUCAAGUUGUUACUGAUAUGGAAUGGCUGUCCUCACUUUCCUUUGUGGAGUUUAACUCAUCAGUACAGCUGGGGCUGACCAUGUACUUGUUUAAGGACGAGUCUUAUGCCCAUGCUUACACGGAUGCAGUCGAGCUGCAAUAUGAGGACACGUUAUUCUUCCAGGUGGCCCUGCUGGACAACCGUUCUUUUGCCUCCAAUGUGCUGCUGCAGGUGGAGUCCUGCUGGGCUACCGAGAGCGCCGACCCACAGGAUGCGGUCCAGGCUGUUUUGCUUAAAGAAGGCUGUCCCACUGACAACACAUUCCGGUGGCUCUCUGUUAAUGGCCUGGCACAGAGAAGCAGAUUUUCCAUCCAGAUGUUCCAGAUGCCCAAAGGCCUACCACUGUACUUCCACUGCCUGACCAACAUAUGUGGACAAAAAGAAAACUGCACAAAGAACUGCGCCAGCCAGCAGCGUCCCAAAAGGUCAGCGGGCCAGACAAACAGACAGGAGAAACAAGCUGCCAUUGUGUCUGCUGGGCCACUGACUAUCAACAUGAGGGUGAAGUCGAUCCAUCCAUCUAAUUUGGAUGAAUCUGAACUCCUGACUGUUCCUGAUGGGUGGAAGGAGCCGGCGUUCACUAGAGACGACAACCCCCGCGGGAUGCUGGAGGAGAGCAGCUUCGCCACACUGUUUCCCAAAUACAGGGAUGCUUACCUGAAGGAGUGCUGGCCACUGGUGGAGAAGGCUUUAGGAGAGACACACAUCAAGGCUUCUCUAGACCUGAUAGAGGGCAGCAUGAGUGUCAGCACCACCAAGAAGACAUUCGACCCGUACGCUAUUGUGAAAGCAAGAGACCUCAUUAAGCUGCUGGCAAGGAGCGUCCCAUUUGAGCAGGCUGUCCGCAUAUUACAAGAUGACGUGGCCUGUGAUAUCAUCAAAAUUGGGACCCUCGUGAGGAACAGAGAGCGGUUUGUAAAACGAAGGCAGCGGCUGAUUGGUCCCAAGGGCUCCACCUUGAAAGCGUUAGAGUUGUUGACCAACUGCUAUGUGAUGGUGCAGGGUAACACUGUGUCAGCACUGGGACCCUACAACGGCCUUAAAGAGGUCCGCAAAGUGGUAAUGGAGACCAUGAAGAACAUCCACCCCAUCUACAACAUCAAGACACUGAUGAUCAAACAGGAGCUUUCUAAAGACCCAGAUCUCCGGACACAGAAUUGGGAACGCUUCCUGCCCAAGUUCCGCCACAAGAACCUCUCCAAGCGCAAGGAACCCAAGAAGAAGAGUGUGAAGAAGGAAUACACCCCGUUCCCUCCUUCACAGCCAGAAAGCAAGGUUGAUAAGGAGCUCGCUACAGGUGAAUUCUUUUUACGUGAAAGCGUUAAAAGGAGGAAGAAGAUGGAAGAAAUUAAGGUCCAACAAGCAGAAGCACUGAGCAAGAAGCAAGAGGAGCGGAACAAAGCGUUCAUUCCUCCCAAAGAGAAGCCAUUAAUGAAGAAGACAGCUAAAGCUCCUACAGAACAACUGGACAUCGCAGCCAUCAAGGACAAAGUGAAAAAGGCCAAAACCAAGAAACUGGGAGCUCCACCUGUGAUCCCACUUCCUCCCCCCAGCAGCACAACGGACAAAAAGAAGAAAAAGAAAGCAAAAGACAAAGGCUAACAGCAUGUGAAGCCCAAUCAUAUAAGUGACAUGUACCAUAAGAUCUGGUAUUCGUUGGACAGUUCACAGAUACUAGAUACACGUCGGUAGAUUGGGAGUGUAUGAAUAUAUUCCCUCAUUUCCUCAAAAUCUCAAAACAUGCUUUCAUUCUUGUAGGAUACAAAGAGUGAUGUACAGAGAUACAUUUCUUCCUUCGUUAUCUUUGUUUUCUUUCCAUUGCUACAGUUUAUGGACAGAUAAUAUAGGUUGUUUCUUGUUUUUGCUCAGACAGUGUGUCAGUGAGGACUCUGAGACACUGAGAAAUGUAAAAUUGAAGUUUUUUAUGAUCUGAUUCCUGGAUAUAAAUCGUUUUGUUGUCAUCCGUGUGUUCACAUUACAUUAAUAUAUUAUUCCCACUAAAAGCUGACUGUUAACAGGGUCAUAAUUAGUUUUAUCAACUUUAUGGUGUGUUCAGUUUGGAUCCAGGAGUAGGAAUUUAUGAGUUCCAAGUCUGUUUAGCUUGUAUCACCCUGCUCUAGUAAUAGGAACUCAGAUCUGUUAAAGACUUCACACUCAGUACUUGUGCCCGGUUCAUGACAUUGAUUCAACAAAGUGUUUGCAACAUUC